AAUAUCUAUCUUCCUCCUCCAAAACUCGAUUCCCAAAAUCACCCCCACCUCCCAAUCCCAAUCCCCCCCCCCCCCACCCCGCGGGCGAAAACGUCACCCUCCACGCGCCAUGGGCAUCGCCGCCGCCUCGCCGCCGCCGUCCCAAAAGCUCACGCAGGAGGACCUCAAGCGCGUGGCGGCGCACCGCGCGGUGGAGUUGGUGGAGCCUGGUAUGACGCUGGGCCUCGGCACGGGCUCCACGGCCGCGCACGCGCUCGACCGCCUCGGCCACCUCCUCCGCUCGGGCGCCCUCGCGGGGGUCGCGGGCGUGCCCACCUCCCUCAAGACGGAGCUCCACGCGGCCCGCGUCGGGAUCCCGCUGCUUCCCCUGGAUGCGGGCACGGGCGCCAGGAUCUGCCUCUCCAUCGACGGCGCCGACGAGGUCGACCCGGACCUCAACCUCGUCAAGGGCCGUGGCGGGUCGCUCCUCCGGGAGAAGAUGAUCGAGGGCGCCGGGGAGAGGUUUGUUGUCAUCGUCGACGACUCCAAGCUCGUGCCGCGGCUCGGGUGCACGGGCGCCAUCCCCGUGGAGGUCGUGCCCUUCGGGUGCGCGCACACACUGGAGCUCAUCCGCAAGGUGUUCGGCGGAUUGCCCGGCUUCCAUGCCAGGCUCAGGACGGUCCCCUCCUCCAACGAAAAGGAGGAGGAGGCGCCCUUCGUCACCGACAACGAUAACUACAUCGUGGAGAUGCUCUUUGAGGACGGCAUCCGCGGCGACCUGCACGACAUCAGCGACCGCCUCCUCCGGAUCACCGGCGUCGUCGAGCACGGCAUGUUCCUCGGCAUGGCUACUACCGUCAUCAUCGCCAACAAGGACGGCACCGUCGCAGUCAUCAACAAGAAUUAAGCAGUCGCCGGCCGGAGACGACGACGCCAUAUGAUGGUAAUAACCAGCCAAGAUUACAAUUCAACCAAGAAAAGAAAAACAGAGCGAAGCGGCUCGGAGAUCGAGUUUUGUUCAUCUUCUGUUGUCGUACUAUUACUGUUACCUUGCUUCUUGCAUUUCACUGGUAAUGGCGAGAUAGUUCCCGGCUUAAUGUGAUGAUACCAAUAAGAUAGGAAUUUCUCCAAGAUAUUAUCUAGUCAAAUUUCGUUAUCGUUCGACCUUGCAUUUUGCGUGUAUCUGGUGAUGUCGUCACACCAAUGUUUUGUGUCCAUCCAUACAUUGAGCCUGAUACAGAGGACAUGGAUUGGCCAUAGUCCAGUCCUUGUGAUGCAGUGAACAUGGAUCAAUCAACAGUUUGGAUUGACCAUGGGAAAAUAUAUGGUAAUAUGGCAUUUUCUGAAACAAGAAACAAGUUUGAUGGGUGUCAGAUUUAUACUUCUUAGGAAAAUGUGGAUUUUGCUGACAUUUUGUAUACGAUGAGAUAUCCAAUGAAAGCAUAUGCUUUGUGUUCC
Messenger RNA from Phragmites australis (common reed), 1437 nucleotides. RefSeq names its product probable ribose-5-phosphate isomerase 2. NCBI's taxonomy places the organism in Eukaryota, Viridiplantae, Streptophyta, Magnoliopsida, Poales, Poaceae. The record is from RefSeq and is a predicted model, not a curated record. Gene Ontology annotation, molecular function: ribose-5-phosphate isomerase activity. Gene Ontology annotation, biological process: pentose-phosphate shunt, non-oxidative branch. The transcript has a single exon. The coding region runs from base 110 to 886 and encodes 258 amino acids.